AUGAGCUCCGUGAGCUGGGGUGGGCUGCCAGCCCUGCUGCUGCCGCUGCUCCUGGGCUGGGCCAGCCCCACCUUCAUCAGCGUGAACCGUGGGGUCAGGGUGUUGAAGGGCAGCUCUGCCUUCCUGACGGGAGACGACCUGGAGUUUGCCAUCCCCAAAGAGAAAGAUGCUUGCAAAGUGGAAGUCGUGAUGAAUGAGCCAAUAACCCAGAGGGUUGGGAAGCUCACUCCACAGGUCUUUGACUGCCAUUUCCUUCCCAAUGAAGUAAAGUAUAUUCACAACGGGUGCCCAAUUCUUGAUGAAGACACAGUAAAGCUUAGACUUUACAGAUUUACUGAGACAGACACUUUCACAGAAACCUUUAUCCUGCGUGUCUAUCUCCUGGAACCAGACUGUAACAUCAUCCGUAUGAGUAACAAUGCCCUGGAGGUGUCUGAAUUCUACGGCCUGUCCCGAGCCAUUGAUAAGAACCUGCUUAGCUUUGAUUAUGAGAGGACACCUACCUUGGAGUGUACAGUCAGGCUGGACCCUGCGGGCACUUGGCUGCCAGCCCAUGGCCAGGUGGUUAUGGUGGAGCCUGGGCCAGAAGAACCUCGUGGAGAUCAGCCACACAGUUUUUUCCCUAAGUCUCAGCUGGGAACAGAACUCAGAUGUCCAGGGGGAAGCUGUGCCCUGGGACUGAAGAGAAUAGGAAGUCUGACGGUGAGCUGUGAGGAGUUCCUGCUGAUGGGGCUUCGAUAUCAACAUAAGGAUCCCCCUUCUCCCAACAUUGAUUAUAUCUCCAUCCGACUGGACCUCACAGAUAGCAGGAGUAAGAUCGUAUACAAGUCAGAGAGUGCGUGGCUGCCCGUCUACAUCAGAGCUGGCAUUCCUAACCAGGCUCCGAGGGCAGCGUUCAUGGCCAUGUUUGUUCUGGAGGUGGACCAGUUCAUCCUGACCUCUUUGACUACGUCAGUUCUGGACUGUGAAGAGGAUGAGACCCCCAAGCCCUUGCUGGUGUUCAACAUUACUAAAGCCCCACUGCAGGGCUUUGUGACCCACCUGUGGGACCACACCAGACCCAUCUCCUCAUUCACCUGGAAAGACCUCAGUGACAUGCAGAUUGCCUAUCAGCCGCCAAACAGCAGCCAUUCGGAAAGGAGACAUUAUGAGGUGGAGCUGGAGGUAUACGACUUCUUCUUCGAAAGGAGCCUGCCCAUGACCAUCCACAUCUCCGUCAGAACCUCAGACACGAAUGCCCCGCGUGUGUCCUGGAACACAGGUCUGAAUCUCCUGGAAGGGCAGUCUCGGGCCAUCACCUGGGAACAGUUUCAGGUUGUUGACAAUGAUGACAUUCGUGCUGUACAGCUGGUCACCGUGGAUGGCCUGCAGCAUGGGCGGCUCACAAUACGAGGGGGGAAAGGCUUCCUCUUCACCGUGGCUGACCUGCAGGCUGGAGUUGUUCGCUAUCAUCACGAUGACAGCGACUCCACCAAAGACUUUGUGGUCUUCAGGAUAUUCGAUGGUCAUCACAGCAUCCGCUAUAAGUUUCCCAUCAACAUUCUGCCCAAAGAUGACAGUCCCCCAUUCCUCAUCAAUAAUGUUAUUAUCGAACUGGAGGAGGGCCAGACCAUACUGAUCCAGGGGUCCAUGCUGAGAGCGUCAGACAUGGACUCCAGUGAUGACUACAUCUUCUUUAACGUCACGGGACCUCCUCAGGCUGGAGAGAUCAUGAAGAAGCCAGGGCCAGGACUGACAGGCUAUCCUGUCCCCGGCUUCCUUCAGAGGGACCUGUUUAAUGGCAUCAUUUACUAUCGUCACUUUGGUGGAGAAAUCUUUGAAGAUUCUUUUGAAUUUGUCCUUUGGGACAGCCAUGAACCUCCAAAUCUCUCAGUGCCACAGGUGGUGACAAUUCAUAUCACUCCAGUGGAUGACCAGCUUCCAAAAGAGGCUCCUGGAGUUUCUCGGCAUCUGGUUGUCAAGGAAACGGAGGUGGCCUACCUAACUAAGAAGCAUCUACAUUUCAUAGAUACGGAAUCGUAUGACAGGGAGCUGGUCUAUACAAUAACAACUCCUCCAUUUUUCUCUUUCAGUCACAGACACUUGGACGCUGGAAAAUUAUUCAUGGUGGAUAGCAUACCAAAGCUAACCAAGAAUCCUGCAGCUCAGGACUUGAAGUCAUUCACUCAGGAUGCUGUGAACUACAGGAAAGUGGCCUACAUGCCGCCCAUGAGUGACAUAGGCCCCCACCUAAGACACGUCCAGUUCACGUUUUCCAUCAGUAACCAACAUGGCGGGGCUUUGCAUGGGAUCUGCUUUAACAUCACUCUUCUCCCAGUGGACAACCAAGUUCCGAAGGUACUCGCCAAUCCCCUGAGAGUGGCUGAGGGCGGUCACUGCGUUAUCAGCACGAAGCACAUCCUGGUUUCGGAUGCGGACACCACACUGGACAGUAUCUACCUCUCCCCGCAGAGACUGCCUCAGCAUGGAAGGGUGGAGCUGGAUGGAUUUCCUCUGAGCACAGGGUGCACAUUUUCUUGGGGAGACCUCCAUGCCUUAAAAGUUAGGUAUCAGCACGAUGGAUCUGAAACACUUCAGGAUGACAUACUCUUGGAGGUCACAGAUGGCACCAAUUCAGUAGAAUUUGUUCUGCACAUCGAGGUGCUUCCCGUCAAUGAUGAGCCACCGAUCCUGAAGCCUGACCUCAACACUCAGAUGCAUUGCUCAGAGGGCGAUGAGGUGGUCAUCACCUCUGAACACAUUUUUGCUACUGAUGCGGACAGUGAUGACUUGAAACUGAUGUUUGUGAUUUCUCGAGGACCUCAGCAUGGGGUGGUGAGGAAAGGCGGAGUCACGGUGGAUCACUUCUCUCAGGGAGAUGUUAUCUUAGGGGCCGUGACCUACAAACAUACGGGUGGUGAGGUUGGCCUGGUGCCUUGUUAUGACACCAUUACAUUAGUGGUUUCGGAUGAAGAAGCAGGCCCUUUUGUGAAUGGCUGUUGCUACAAUGGACCUCACCCAUCUGUUCCUCUUCAUGUGUCCUUUCCGGUGUAUGAUCUCAACAUCACAGUGCAUCCAGUGGACAACCAACCACCUUCACUUGCAAUAGGUACCAUGUUCAUGGUAGAUGAGGGUUUCUCAGCAGCUCUCACCAUUAGUCAUUUGUUGGCUACUGAUCCUGACACGGCAGCAGAUGAUUUGGAAUUUGUUUUGACUUCUCCUCCCCAGUUUGGCUACCUUGAAAACACCCUCCCUUCGGUGGGUUUUGAAAAAAGCAAUAUGGGCAUAAGUAUAGCUUCGUUUCAGUGGAAAGACAUGAAGGCUUUGCAUGUUAACUAUGUGCAGUCCAGGCACCUAAGGGUGGAACCCACAGCUGACCAAUUCACGGUGUAUGUCACAGAUGGGAAGCGUCGUUCCCUGGAAAUACCAUUUUCUGUUAUCAUCCACCCCACCAAUGAUGAAGUUCCCGACUUUGUGGUGCAGAAUAUUACUGUGUGUGAAGGUCAGAUGAAAGAGCUGGAUUCUUCAGUCAUCAGUGCCGCCGACCUGGAUGUGCCUGAGGACCCCUUGCUGUUCAGCAUCACUCACAGGCCCCGCCAUGGCCUCCUCCUCCACGGGGUGUCCAACCCGGACUUUCCUCAGUACCAGCAGCCAGCCGGCCCCGGCCAGAGGCACACACUUGUUUACAACUUUUCCAUGGCGCUUCUCAAGAAUGGAAUGAGGUUGAUGUAUGUGCACGAUGAUUCAGAGAACCUUGCUGAUGACUUCACAAUCCAGUUGUCUGACGGGAAACAUAAGAUACUUAAGACCAUCUCAGUAGAGGUCACCCCAGUCAAUGAUGAGAAACCCGCGCUGAACAAGAAGGCUGAAAUUAUGAUGAGUAUGGGUGAAACUCGUGUUAUUUCUAGUACUGUUCUUUCAGCCACAGAUGGAGACACUCCCAGGGAGAAGAUUUACUAUCUAUUUGACAGGCUUCCCCAAAAUGGGCAACUUCAGCUUAAGAUAGGGAGGGACUGGGUCCCUCUCCGCCCUGGUAUGAAGUGCACUCAGGAGGAAGUGGACCUGAACUUGCUGAGAUACACACACACCGGGGCUAUGGAUUCCCAAAACCAAGACAGCUUCAUCUUCUACCUCUGGGACGGCGACAACAGGUCACCUGCAUUUGACUGUCAGAUCAACAUUAAGGAUAUGGGAAAAGGUGAUAUUGUCAUCCUUGCAAAGCCACUUGUGGUGCCUCAAGGUGACAGAGGUUUCCUGACGACCAGCACCCUCCUGGCUGUGGAUGGAACAGACAAACCUGAGGAGCUGCUCUAUGUCCUCACCUCCCCGCCACGAUAUGGCCAGGUGGAAUCUGUCCACUACCCUGGAGUCCCCAUUUCAACUUUCAGCCAAAUGGACAUCAUAGGACAGGCAGUCUGCUAUGUGCAUCAGAGGAAGGCGCCUGUCCACAGUGACAGAUUCAGAUUCAUUGUCAGCAAUGGACUGCAGACCAAGCAUGGGGUGUUUGAGAUCAUCCUGGAAGCCGUGGACAGAUCCUUACCUGUGGUGACCAAGAACAAGGGGCUGAGACUGGCUGAAGGGGCCACAGGCCUGCUUUCCGCUGACCUCCUUCAGCUGACCGAUCCUGACACUCCCGUGGAGAACCUUACCUUCCUUUUGGCCCGGCUCCCACGACAUGGCCAUCUCUACCUGCGGGGGACCAUGCUGCUUCAACACAACUUCACUCAGCAGGACGUAGACAGCAGGAAGGUGGCCUAUAGGCACUCGGGAAGGGACUCCAGGACUGACUGCUUUACUUUUGUGGCCACAGAUGGGACCAACCAAGGCUUUGUUGUGGAUGGAAGAGUGUGGCAUGAACCUGUUUCAUUCAUCAUCAAGGUGGACCCCUUGGACAAGACAGCCCCGCACAUCUCACACUUGCAUUCCGCCUCUCAAGUGGGGCUCCUGAAAAAUGGCUGUUACGGGAUUUACAUCACCUCUCGCGUGUUGAAAGCAUCGGACCCCGACACCGAGGAUGAUCAGAUUAUCUUUAAGAUUUUACGAGGCCCCCAGCACGGACAUCUGGAGAACACAACCACAGGUGAAUUUAUCCAUGAGAAAUUUAGCCAAAAGGACUUAAACAGUAAGACCAUUCUUUACAUCAUAAACCCGUCUUUGGAAUUUAAUUCAGAUGCCAUGGAAUUUCAAAUUAUGGACCCCACAGGGAACUCUGCCACUCCGCACAUUCUGGAGCUGAAGUGGUCUCACAUUGAGUGGUCACAGGCUGCCUACGAGGUCUGUGAGAACGCGGGCGUGUUACCCUUGGAAAUCACCAGGAGGGGCUAUUCCAUGGACUCGGCCUUUGUGAGUGUGAAGGUCAACCAAGUGUCAGCUACAGUUGGAAAAGAUUUUACAAUGACUCGAUCUAAACUGAUUCAGUUUGACCCAGGAAUGUCAACCAAGAUGUGGAAUAUAGCAAUUACCUAUGACGGAUUAGAGGAAGACGACGAGGCCUUUGAAGUCAUUCUGGACUCCCCCGUGAACGCGGUUCUUGGCAUAAAGACAAGAGCCGCAGUGAAAAUUUUGGACUCCAAAGGAGGACGGUGCCAUCCUCCAUAUUCCUUCAACCCAAGCAAGCACCACGCCUGGAAAAAGAGCUCUUGGCACCCGCCAUCCCCAGGGUCUUCCUUCCCCACCAUGGCUGGUUCCUUCCAUCUGGAAAGAAGACCUCCUCCAUCUUCCAAGCGGCCAGCAGUCGCCAGGGGAGACGGCCCACAGGGCUUUGACUCUACAGAUGUUUAUGGAAUGAGGCUUAGAAGCCGAGGGAAUGGCAAAACAGUCCGUCCAUCCUCUGUUUACAGAAAUGGAACAGACAUUAUCUAUAAUUAUCAUGGAAUAGUUUCCCUGCAACUGGAGGAUGACAGUUCCCCAGUUCACAGAAGGAAGACCAAAGUGCCCAUGAUUAGUGGACCACAAAAGGCAAUCAAAGCGGCAGAAGGACCUCAAGCAGAUAAAGGGGAAUCCACACCCCACUCACACUUCCCCAGACAGAGCCGUUUGCCCUCAUUCCCAAAGAACUGCACGCUGGAAUUGAACGGGCUCUUCCAUUUUGAAGAAAGCCUCCAAAAGCUGUAUAAGUGCGAUGGGAUCAUCUGGAAAGCUUGGAGCCCCCAAACCAAGGUGGUGGGAGACCCAUCCUGUCCAGCCGAGUGGCACCCUCAUUCCGGAUACUGCCACUCCCUGAUCACAGCACCCAGAGGCUCAUGGGACGCAGCUGCCCGAGCUUGCAGGGAACAUCACCUGGGCAGCCUUGUAAGUGUCCUGUCCAGGCAGCACAUGCGAUGGCUCUGGGACUUCAGUGGAAGAAAGCCCUUCUGGAUAGGUUUGAACAACAAAGUGCAUGCUGGCCAUUGGGAGUGGAUUGGCGGUGAGCCUGUCACCUUCACCAACUGGAGCAGGGGGACCCCUCGGCGUUCAAAGCCUGGCAAGAACUGCGUUUUGGUUCAAAGACAAGGAAAAUGGCAAACCAAAGACUGUAGGAAGGGCAACGCUCACAAUUAUGUGUGCUCCAGGAAAUUAUGA
This is a messenger RNA of Pipistrellus nathusii (Nathusius's pipistrelle), 6540 nucleotides long. Lineage: Eukaryota; Metazoa; Chordata; Mammalia; Chiroptera; Vespertilionidae. The record is from the annotation of a GenBank genome assembly.